AUGAAAGGAAAUACAUUCUCUUCCCAGGAUAAGAUCCUAAUAAACAGAGCAUCGUGUAGCGAGAGGGCACCUGCAUUAUUAUAUGCUUUUUAAGUAACCAUCACUUUCGUUUUUCUUUCGAUUGACAUAGGAAGAAAUGUACUAAACGAAGUGGGAUAUAUAUAUAUUCAUACAGAAGAACGAGGGCCAGCACCAUGGAGCUCCAAUUAAACCGUGCGGAUUACCUCCAGGUGGGAGUUACGUCACAGAAAACAAUGAAACUGCUCCCUGCGUCCGGACGACGUGCAACUCAAAAGGUAGUCGUCGGGGACCAAGAUGGUAUUAUUACAUGUUUUGGAAUCAAGAAAAAUGAAGCCGUGCCGGUUUUCAAGACCCUGCCAGGGCAAAAGAUCUCGAGGCUGGAACUUGGAGGGGCUCUUGGCACAGUCCAGGAGAAGAUAUUUGCUGCCGCCGGAUCUGAAGUUCGAGGCUUCACCAAGAGAGGAAAACAGUUUCUGUCUUUUGAAACCAACCUUACUGAAAGCAUCAAAGCUAUGCAUAUCUCUGGCUCAGAUCUCUUCCUAUGUGCCAGUUAUAUCUACAAUCAUUACUGCGACUGUAAAGACCAACACUAUUACUUGUCAGGGGACAAAAUCAGUGAUGUUCUCUGUUUGCCUGUGGAGAAAUUAGAGCGCAUCACUCCUAUCCUGGCAUGUCAAGAUCGAGUGCUUCGGAUUCUAGAGGGCUCGGAUUUGGUGUAUGAAAUUGAAGUUCCUGGCCCGCCCUCCGUUUUGACUUUGAAUGGUGGGAAUGGCGGUGACAGUGGAGAAGAGGUUUUGUACGGGACAUCUGAUGGAAAAUUAGGAUUAAUUCAGAUUACAAGGAGUUCCCCGGUGCCCAAGUGGGAAAUAUUCAACGAGAAAAAAAGAGGAGGAAUCUUAUGCCUUGAUAACUUUGACAUUUUGGGAGAUGGUGUUAAGGAUUUACUAGUUGGCCGAGAUGAUGGAUCUGUGGAAGUGUAUGGACUUGACAGUGCAAGCGAGCCUGUCCUCCGCUUUGAGCAUACCUUGACAGAAAGCAUAACAUCGAUACAAGGGGGCUGUGUUGGGAGAGAAGGCUAUGACGAAAUAGUACUAGCUACGUAUUCCGGGUGGAUCACUGGACUUACCACAGAGCCCUUGCAUAAGGAGGCUGGCCCUGGUGAAGAGAUAAAAAUAAGCCAAGAAAUGCAGAACAAGAUAGCUUCCCUCAGAUCCGAAUUGGAUCAGCUUCAGUACAAGGUCCUUCAGGAACGUGAGAGGUACCAGCACUCUUCUCAGUCCAGCACUGCUGUCUCUGCUGUUCCAGUGUUCAGCGUCAAUGACAAGUUUACCCUAAACCGCGAGGAUGCCAGCUACAGCCUUAUCCUGGAAGUGCAGAUGGCCAUUGACAAUGUAUUGAUGCAGAGCGAUGUUCCCGUGGACCUGUUGGAUGUGGAUAAGAAUUCAGCUGUUGUCAGCUUUAGUGGCUGUGAUACAGAGCCAAAUGGCAAUUUCCUUCUUGCUACGUAUCGCUGCCAGGCGAACACAACGCGACUAGAACUGAAGAUUCGCUCAAUAGAGGGCCAGUAUGGAACCCUACAAGCCUAUAUAACCCCCCGAAUUCAACCAAAAACAUGCCAAGUCCGCCAGUACCAGAUUAAACCUCUCUCUUUACAUCAGAGGACUCAUGCUAUUGAUGAAAACAGACCUAUGAACACUUUGAGUCUGACAGGCCAGUUCAGCUUUGCCGAAAUACAUUCAUGGGUAGUGUUUUGUCUGCCUGAAGUUCCUGAGAAAACUCCAGUAGGGGAGAAUAUCACUUUCUACUUUCAAAACACAUUUCUGGACACUCAACUUGAGUGCUCAUACAGAAAAGGAGAAGGCGUUUUUAAAUCUGACAAUAUCUCCACUAUCUCUAUCUUGAAAGACGUACUCUCAAAAGAAGCUACUAAAAGAAAGAUUAAUCUGAACAUCUCUUAUGACAUAAAGGAGGAGUCUGUCGGCCACACUCUGAAAAUGAUUCACCCAAAGCUUGAAUAUCAGCUGCUCUUGGCCAAAAAGGUCCAUUUAAUUGAUGCCCUCAAAGAGCUUCAGGUCCACGAGGGAAACACAGAUUUUCUGAUCCCAGAAUACCGUUCUAUUUUACAAGAGGCUGAAAAGCUCCAGGAAGAGUAUAAGAAGCAGCCUGCCCACCUUGAAAGACUGUAUGGCAUGAUAACAGACCUCUUCAUUGACAAAUUCAAAUUCAAAGGCACCAAUGUGAAAACUAAAGUCCCUCUUUUACUGGAAAUUUUGGACAAUUAUGACCAGAAUGCCCUGAUGACAUUUUUUGAUACUGCUUAAAGAAUUAGCACUUUGCCCCCCCACGUAUAGGUCAUCCUCAGUGAUAGGCUGAAAAUAAUUUGGAUGCGCUGAAAAUACUCAUCUGACCUACUCUAAA
Messenger RNA from Spea bombifrons (plains spadefoot toad), 2439 nucleotides. It is a transcript of the gene BBS7, whose product is annotated as Bardet-Biedl syndrome 7. Gene Ontology annotation, molecular function: protein binding. Bases 195 to 2342 code for a protein of 715 amino acids. Gene Ontology annotation, biological process: intracellular protein localization; non-motile cilium assembly; intracellular transport. The transcript has 19 exons. The record is from RefSeq and is a predicted model, not a curated record. NCBI's taxonomy places the organism in Eukaryota, Metazoa, Chordata, Amphibia, Anura, Pelobatidae. Gene Ontology annotation, cellular component: membrane; BBSome; neuron projection.